Messenger RNA from Aethina tumida (small hive beetle), 607 nucleotides. It is a transcript of the gene Pa1, whose product is annotated as PAXIP1-associated glutamate-rich protein 1. The record is from RefSeq and is a predicted model, not a curated record. The annotation marks the transcript as partial. The transcript is spliced from 2 exons. NCBI's taxonomy places the organism in Eukaryota, Metazoa, Arthropoda, Insecta, Coleoptera, Nitidulidae.
UGUUUGUUGUUUACUAUUUUGUACAAAGUAAACAUGGAUAACUUUGACAUAGAAUGUUCAGAUGAGGAAUUCAAAGAUAUUAAAGGGCCAUGGGAACCGGCUCCAGAAGAAAUUGACAGAAUCUACAAUUUACUUGAUAAAGGGAAAAUUCCCGAGCUAAAUUGGAAGUGUCCCGGAUAUCGGUCGCCGUCUCCCGAAGUAACAGAAGAACCAGAAGAAGAAAUCGACUCCAAACAAGAGGAGGAAAAAACAGACUUUGACUUCAUGGAUGAAAUGACCUCACCGAAGCUGAAAAUAAGGAACAAGGGAGAAGAAACAUUAAAGGGCAGUGCCAAAAAGAAAACAACAUCCUUAGAUGGAGUUAUAAACAAUAUGAGAAGGCACAAUUUACUACCAGUUUCUAAAAGAGACAGUAACACAAAAUUGUGAUAUAAACUAAAAUAUUCAAAAACUUGAACUGUACUAUAGGGCAGAACUGGCUUUACGAUGGAUGUAGUAACCACAAUUUAUUAUGGUGUAAAAAAAUAUAUUUAUUUUUAUAACUGUUAGUUUAGAAUCUUAGUUGUAAAAAAAAUGAAUAGUGGAAUUAAUAAAACAAUUAGUAUAA